AUGGUGAUUGUGGUGUUGUCGCUUUUCCAUGCAAUUAUUGCGACUGCUUCAAGUUUGUCAGUUACCAAAGAGCUGUUGAUAUAUGACGGACAUCCAUUUGGCAGCCGAGCUGUGCUCGUGAGUAGUGAUCAUAAUGAGUCAUGUCAAUUUUUCGGUCAAAGUGAUCAGAUUGAGUUUAUUGAAAACCUUCCGGAUCGUCCGCCAAUUCGGGUGGUAAAUCAACAAGAAUGGUCGAACGUUUUUGCUGAAUGUCAGGAACAAUUGCUGUCCCAAAAUCAAACACCGACUCCGUCUAACAUACAUUUUAUCUACCCAGGCACCAAAUGGUGUGGACCAGGAAAUAUUGCAAAUAGUUAUGAUGAUCUGGGCAGUCGGGUCGCCACAGACAUGUGUUGUCGAGACCACGAUUUUUGUCCAGACACUAUGAAGCCUGGAACUUGCAAAUAUGGUUUGUGCAACAACUCCGUUUUCACAAAAUCAAACUGCCGUUGCGACGAGAAAUUACGUCAGUGCUUACUUAACUCAAAUGACCGAGCGAGUACUCCAGUCGGCAUAAUUUACUUCAAUGUUGCUGCUGUUAGUUGCUACACGCUAAGCCCUGAUUGUUUGAAUAAAGACUUCAAGCGACGGGAACAAAAAUAUUCCAGAGAUUUACCCGGAGACCAGAGCGGAUGGUGCUUCAUUCGGCCGGAGUCAUUUAGAAAGUCAAGGCGUUUAGGCCUAUAACCCCGUGAGGAUUGAAAUACUAAAUCAUCUAAGGAAAGUUGUUGAAAAGAGCUGGUAGUAAAAAAAAAACUGCGUAUAAUUUGUAGCAUCUGAAAUGAAAAUAAUUAAAGUUUGUUUUGUUGAAAAUAAUUAAGAACCAGUUGAACCUCAUAUGCAAUAUUGGUUUUGGGUAGCCUACCUCAAAUUUUAAGUUGAUUGAUUCCACCUAAUCACAUCUUUUGUGAUUAUCUAACAGCUCUGAUGUACAUUGUACAAGUACACUGUUCUUGACAUGUUAUAUCUGUGCUCUGUAAUUGCCGAAACUAAUGAAUACUAAUUCUGCAUCAUUUGUUAGAGUUCCGCAAACCUAUUAUCGAAAAAACAAUUAAUUAAUGUACAAUAUGCAUGAAAAAUUUUAGUCCAAUAUGAGAAAUACAAUAACGAAAGAAUUUAAA
Messenger RNA from Daphnia pulex (common water flea), 1160 nucleotides. RefSeq names its product phospholipase A2 hemilipin-like. Gene Ontology annotation, biological process: phospholipid metabolic process; arachidonate secretion. NCBI's taxonomy places the organism in Eukaryota, Metazoa, Arthropoda, Branchiopoda, Diplostraca, Daphniidae. Bases 1 to 726 code for a protein of 241 amino acids. The transcript has 5 exons. The record is from RefSeq and is a predicted model, not a curated record.